AUGGCUUAUUAUUGUUCAUUCAAGCCUUCGCUCCUCUUUCUCCUUUUCUUCAUCGCAACCUCUCAGGCUAGAGACUCCAUCACCACUCACCUCCAUUUCUUCAUCCACGAGAACGUUAACAGACCCAACGCCACCGCUAUCACCGUCGUCAACUCCACCACCAGCAACCCCGGCGGCUUCGGCAGCAUCGGGAUCUUCGACGAUGAACUCCGAGAAGGCUCGAGCGUUGACUCGAAGCUCAUUGGACGGGCCCAAGGCAUGGCUCCCGAGGUGUCGCUUAGCCAGACGGCUUGGCUCGUACUCAUCGACUUCGUCUUCACGGACGGAGAGUAUAACGGUAGCUCGCUCAUGGUGGUGGGCCGGGCGACGUUCGAGGGCCCCACCGAGCGCAGCAUCAUCGGCGGCACCGGAAAAUUUCGAAUGGCGAGGGGCUACACCAUUAAUAAAUUGCUAAGUGGUGCUCCGACAGGACACGUAAUCGCCGAGUAUGAUGCUUAUAUCGUGCAUUAA
Molecule: messenger RNA, 510 nt
Organism: Zingiber officinale
Lineage: Eukaryota; Viridiplantae; Streptophyta; Magnoliopsida; Zingiberales; Zingiberaceae
Product: pterocarpan synthase 1-like
Exons: 1
Coding region: 1-510 (169 amino acids)
Source: RefSeq, a predicted model, not a curated record